AUGGACAUCACUACAGUUGUGGCCUCUGAGAGCACGCACUGUCGCCUCUGGUACUCCAUGACUCAGGCUUCGCUGGGCUUGGAUGUCCUAGCUCACAAAUUGCCAGCAACACCCAAAUUUUAUUAUUGGUUCCUUUUAGAUGAGAAAAGUGGUUCUUCUGAUGGAGAAACUGACUCUCUUUCCAACAAGCAACUGAAAGCACAUAGUCAUUCUUGCAAAACCUGUGGGAAGAACUUCAUCUUGAAGGGCAAUUUAAGGAGACAUGAAAGAAACCACACAGAGCAAAACCUAUACACCUGCAAGACAUGUGGGAGCAGCUUUUUUACCUCAAAAGAGAGGAAACAUCAUUCAAGAGUGCACAGGCCAAAGAAGGAGUUCCACUGUGAGCAGUGCGGGAAGGUGGCUUUGUCUUCUUCUAACCUGAAAGUUCACUUAAAGACACACAGUGGUGAAAAGCCUUUCCACUGCAAUGAGUGUGAUAAGUAUUUCACCUCCAAAGGAAGUCUUGUUGAUCAUAAGAGAAUACACACGGGGGAGAAACCAUUUAAGUGUCCUCACUGUGAGAAGAGAUUCAACUACAUAUCCGCUUUAAAGCAACACGCACAUUUGCACACCAAUGAGAGGCCAUUUCAGUGCAGUGAAUGUGGGAAAACUUUUAAACAGCCAGCUGCUCUGGUGUCACACAAAAAAUUGCACUCUGAGAAACAACAUCAAUGUUCACACUGUGAUAAACUUUUCCGUCAGAAAUCUCAUCUGAUAGUCCAUGAGAGAAUGCACUCUGGAGAGAAACCUUACCUCUGCUCUCACUGUGGAAAGAGAUUUUCAGAUCAAUCUCAUUUCAGAGCUCAUCAGAGAGUGCACACUGGAGAAAAGCCUUAUGCAUGUAGUGUUUGUGGGAAGGCUUUCCGUCAACACAAUAAUUUAGUACUUCACCAGAGAAUUCAUACUGGAGAAAGACCUUUCAAAUGCACUCAGUGUGACAAAACAUUUGCUCGACCGGAUGUCCUGAAAACCCAUCAGAGAGUGCAUACAGGAGAGAAACCUUACAGCUGCUCUAUCUGCGGGGAAAGAUUCACUUAUUUAGGAAGUUGUCAGGCUCACCAGAAGAAACAUGCUAAAGAACAAACUGCUCUUGAAUCAUCAUCAUAAUGUGUUUUCACAGCUUUAUUGUUAAAAAGUAGCAGUACAUUGCACUCUCACUGGCAGUAGGGGGCAGCAUCACAUGAACCUCUCAUGUGGAUUCAGAGUAGAGACGAAAGUUAUGUUGCAGUUUUAGUAACGAUAUGAUUUAAUCAAGGGGUCAGAGUUUGGUUGAUGUAGUAGAUGUGUAUUAUUUUAUAGUAGAUGUUUGCCAGUGAAUGUUUAUUUUUUGACCAGCUUACGGAAAGGACUUAUCACAGUUUGCUGUCUUUGAUGUCAUAACACAUGAUACCCAGAAAGCACACAUACAUCUCCAAGAUGUCUGUUUAAAAGUGUUUCAUCUAAAUAACAUAUAUUAAAAAUGCUCAUCCAACUCCUAUACAACAUGAUACAUUUGGAUGCAAUUUUUUUACUGCCAUCCAAAGACAUCUUUUUCCAGUGAAAAAAAUGGACAGCCAUUGAAUAUAAUGAAACAAAGUAACAGAUAAUUAAAUUAAUAAAUAAUUGAGGUUCUCAUUGCUAUUUUGGAGCUUUGUUGAAACAGUAUGUUGUACAAAGAUUCAUAAAAGGUUUUUGAUAACAUCUUGGUAAAAGACUACACUAAAUAUAAUUUGAAAAAAAUAAUUAAGCUUUAUGUCAGGCUCUUCUGAAA
Messenger RNA from Myxocyprinus asiaticus (Chinese sucker), 1792 nucleotides. Its product is annotated as zinc finger protein 501-like. The record is from RefSeq and is a predicted model, not a curated record. Gene Ontology annotation, cellular component: nucleus. Gene Ontology annotation, molecular function: DNA-binding transcription activator activity, RNA polymerase II-specific; RNA polymerase II cis-regulatory region sequence-specific DNA binding. The transcript has 2 exons. Gene Ontology annotation, biological process: regulation of transcription by RNA polymerase II. Lineage: Eukaryota; Metazoa; Chordata; Actinopteri; Cypriniformes; Catostomidae. Bases 1 to 1149 code for a protein of 382 amino acids.